AUGUUCCUGUGGGUGCUGUUCUUGAUCGCUUUGACAGUCAUACCUGAGCUUUCAGAGCUUCGUCGAUUCCGGGAGCACGUAGUUCACGACGUCGUGGGGCGGGAUCGAGUGGGAGAAUCAGUUGUUGAAUUCGGCCCAGAUCCACCGCGGCGGCGGGAUGUCGGUGCUGGUCACCGACGCGGCCGGGUUGCCGGUGUCGGAGGAGAAUGGGAAGGAGGAUGGGUUUGGUUUCGGGCAGGUUGGCGAUGUCAGAGGAGAUUGGGAAGGAGGAUAGGUUUGGUUUCGGGGAAGAAGGGGAUAAAUUGGGUUAUUUAUUUAUUUUUGUUUAUUAUUAUUAUUAGAAAAGAAAAUUAA
Molecule: messenger RNA, 354 nt
Organism: Linum tenue
Lineage: Eukaryota; Viridiplantae; Streptophyta; Magnoliopsida; Malpighiales; Linaceae
Source: the annotation of a GenBank genome assembly